Molecule: messenger RNA, 4070 nt
Organism: Zeugodacus cucurbitae (melon fly)
Lineage: Eukaryota; Metazoa; Arthropoda; Insecta; Diptera; Tephritidae
Exons: 2
Coding region: 119-2287 (722 amino acids)
Source: RefSeq, a predicted model, not a curated record
UGUAUUUAUCAUGUUAAAGGGACUGUCAAAAUGAAAACUUAAAACCUCGAUAUUAAAUUAAAAAGUAAAAUAUAUUUAGAAUCUACAGACCGGGAAAUAUUAUUGCCAUUAAAGGAAAAUGCGAACACCCCAUUACGACAAAAUUAAACGAAAAUACCACGACAUGAGUAAUGAGCGAAAAUAUCUGUUGGACCCGAAAUAUAUGACAAAACGUGACCUCCAAUACUAUUACCGAUACUAUCACAGCGCGGAUAAACGUCGACUUCAUUGUAAAAAAAUCAUAUUUAUUGUAUUGUGUGUGUGUUUUGUCGCUUAUCUUUUUGUUGAUUAUAACAUUCGUACAAAAAUCAUUAAAUUUCGUGAUCGUUUCGAGUUUUUGGCUCGAAUUGAUGCCGCAUAUAACGUUAGUCAAACGUAUUUUGUAAACACUCCAGGUUGUCACAUUCCACACUUUGAUAUGAAUAACUAUCGUUUAAUGCAAUAUAUAAGAUCACCCCAAAAUCUAACUUGUAAGAAAGCUAUAACCCGAACUAGCGAAGUGGGUUCACGUUUGUGGUGGACCAUAACCGACAAAGAAUUAAUGUAUUAUUAUAAAUUAAAUGAUACAAGCAACAUCGAUUGCCACUAUAGUCCACUGAAACACAACUACAAAAUUUCAAACAAUAUAUUCGGUGAUAUAGUUCCAUUCAAAUUGCUUUUCAACCAGUCUAUUGAAAUUGCACCCGAUAUAGAAUUUAUUCGUGUUCGUUGCUCAGACAUAUAUAGGCAAUACUUCUAUGAAGACUACCACUUUUUUGCCGUAAAUAAGACACAACAAAGAAUGAGUUAUGCUGAGAAAAAGCAGAAAAAUAAAAGGUUAAAAAAAGCUAAUGAAAAUGAAAACCCUAGCGGCUACUUACACGAAAAGGACAAUGAUAUAAGUGAGCCUACCCAAAAGCUUUCUGUAAUGAUUAUAGGAAUUGACAGUGUAUCACAUUUAAACUUUUUACGAUAUAUGAAGCGUUCUGUGGAUUACAUUCGAAAGCGCUUAAAUUAUGUAGAAUUUUGGGGUUUCAAUAAAGUGGGCGACAAUACAUAUCCCAAUCUAAUUCCACUUCUUACUGGGCUUGCUGCAGAUGAGUUCAAAUUAGCAUGCAUGCAUGCAAAGGAAUUACAUAAUAUCGAUUGUCCAUUUAUAUGGAAACGAUUCACAGAUGCUGGAUAUAGGACUUCUUUCCUCGAGGAUGUCGCUAGAAAUAGUCUUUUCAGUAUGGACAAUAUUUUCAGCCAUCCACCAACUGACUAUUAUAUACGACCCAUUGUCAAGGAAAUGGAGAAUCGUGUUGGUUAUUAUUACUCUGUAAGCCUGAAUUUAUGUAUGGGAGGACGACGCACGAUUGAUUUGGUACUACAAAUGAUUCAUAAGCUGACACCAUUCCUCAAAAAAGAGAAUUUCUUUUCAUUCUUUUGGCUUGCGUCCAUGACCCACGAUUUUAUAUAUAUGCCAAAAUUACUGGAUAAUGAUUUUGUUGAUUUAUUUGAACGUUUUCAAAAAACUGAGGUUUUUAAUAAAACAAUAAUUCUACUGCUGAGCGAUCAAGGCUUACGCUGGAGCUCUUUUCGUCGUACAUACCAAGGCAUGAUGGAGGAACGCCAACCACUACUCAUAACCAUUUAUCCGUCAUGGUUUAAGCAAAGGUACGCCGAAGCUGUUGCUAAUUUGGAAAUCAAUGCCAAUCGUUUAACAACUUUCUAUGAUGUGUACGCAACAAUUUUAGAUCUACUUCAUUUACAUAACUUAGAACCAUCAAACCUAAAAGCACGCUCUAGGGAGCUACACGAUUUUGAUACAAUUCCCAGAGGUAUCAGCUUAUUUCUUCCAGUGCCCGAGACACGCACUUGUGAAAACGCGGGAAUUGCUUCACAAUGGUGCACAUGUUAUCAGCGAACCGAAUUGCAAACAAAUGAUGGGCGAGUACAGGAAGCGGCGCGUUAUGUGGUCAAACUGAUCAACGAACAACUGAAACCGUAUCCGCAAUGCAGGGCAAUAUAUUUAAACUCAAUCAUGGAAGCAGUUUUGUUAACACCACAUCAUACUAUUGUCAAGGACAUUAAUAAUGAUUAUGAUAUCGACAUUUCCUUACGAUUACAAACUAAACCCGGAUUGGCAGUAUUCGAAUCAACUGUACGUAUAUCAGGGUACACAAAGAAGCUUACCGAUACCAUAAGUCGACUUAAUUUAUACGAAAGCCAAAGCUAUUGUAUAAAUAAUGAAGCUCUUAAAAUGUACUGUUAUUGUCACAGAUAGAAAAACAAAAGUAAAGCUAUUAUAAAAUAUAUCAAAAACAACUUAAAGCAUACAAUAAACGUUUAUAGCAUUUCUUUAAAAGAACAGAAAAUAAGACAAUUAGUAUUUAAAUACGACCUUUGCAGUUUAUUUAUUAAAAUACAUAUUUUAUUAAUCAUCUGACAACAUUUAAAUCAACAUAUUAUCGUAUCCGCCACAGUAAAAAUUAAAAAAUUAAAACAAACACAAAUUGAGACAAGUACAUAUAUUGCGUAUAUGUAUCUAUAAAAUAAUAUCAGACUCCAAAAUCCAACAAUAAUAUGUAUAAUUAAACAAAAUGGAAAUAACAUAAAAUAUUACGUACUCACAUGUGUACAUAGUGUUUUUAAGUGAUUUUAAUCUGAAGAGGAUGAAGAAAUGGUAAGCAGCAGAUCACUGUCAUUAUAAUAUUUCGCUGAUAAGGAUGGACAUGGCUUCAAAAAAUUGUCCAACCUUGUUUGUCUUGAACUCAUGUAUAUUGAUGUUAGCUAUUUAGAUACAAAAUGAUCUGUCUCUUCAUCAAAUGCGGUUAUGCGGUUAUGCGGUUAUGCUUGCAGCUUGGUGCUCUUCAUAUGAAAGGGAUUCCUAUCUGCUUCAAGCAGAUCAAAUCUUCAAAGCCGCCAUCAUGUGCUAAAUCCAAAAUGUUUUGCUUAAUUUCAGGGAGGAAAUUAACUUUUGCAGUACUUAUUACACAUUCUGGUUAUAUUUUUUCCCAACAUGAUUCAUUGUUGAUUGCAUUCUUGAUGUUAUAUUUUUCCAAAAUGUUUAUUUGAAGAUUUAAGUCGAGGUUGGAUCAGAGCUGUUGUAUUUUUCGGAAGGUACUCAAUCAUGGCAACAUCGGAUUGGAUCAGAGCUGUUGUAUUUUUCGGAAGGUACUCAAACAUGGCAACAUCGGAUAGUUCGAAUAAAUUAGUACGAUGUCCUGGUACAUUAUCCAAAACUAGCAAAUAUUUGUUCACAUCUGUAUAAAAGUGAUUUUUGAACCAAUCCUCAAAAGUAGCUUUAACAAUCCAUGCUUUCUUGUUGGAUCUCCAUAUGACGGGUAAUUGAUUUAUAUUUUGUCCAAUGUACAUAUAUAAAAGUGGACUUAAAAUCACCAUCAGCAAAUAGCAAAAUUUGUUGGCGUUAAAUAAUUCGCCGUAUAUCGAAAACAUGCCUAUAUUCAAGAAAACCGUAUAACGAGCGGUCGUAUAGCAAGGUAUGAAUGUACUAUUAGGUUAUAUAUAGUAUAAACAUUUAACAGCGGUUGUCGCAUGCCCAAAAUAAUUUUUAAAACAUAAUAGUAAACCUUUACCUUUAUAAUCAUGCUAAAUUCAGACCAUAACAUCAAUUUAUAUGGAUUUUCCAAUAGAGAUUACUUCAUUAUCAUUUGAAGGAUUUUUAAAUAUAUUUCUGAAUUGUAAUUAUUCUUAAAAUGCAUCGUAUGCAGUUAUCGUGUCAGACAUGGCGUAUAAUAAGAUAUGUAUAGGUUCAUGUUGUAAUUGCAGUACCUGCAGAAAUUAGGCUAAUACUGCAAACUGCAAAUCUUUUUAUCAAGAGUCGCUCAUUUGCAUAAAAAGCUCAAACUAUCACUAAGUACUUUUGAAUCAUAUUGUAAGAAAUGAGUGGAAGCUAAUUUUUAAUCCGAGUUGUUUUUAUACUUUAUACCCUUUGAUUGUUUUAAUUUUGACAACAAUCAUCUCAUUGGAGCCCACAUAUUUUAUUCUUUAAUAUAAUAUACAUUUUAACAGCCACAUGGACCCGUGAACCAAAACUAUGAUUCAAC